This is a messenger RNA of Lycium barbarum (goji berry), 5061 nucleotides long. Its product is annotated as putative late blight resistance protein homolog R1A-3. Gene Ontology annotation, biological process: defense response to other organism. The record is from RefSeq and is a predicted model, not a curated record. Gene Ontology annotation, molecular function: ADP binding. The coding region runs from base 471 to 4559 and encodes 1362 amino acids. The transcript is spliced from 4 exons. NCBI's taxonomy places the organism in Eukaryota, Viridiplantae, Streptophyta, Magnoliopsida, Solanales, Solanaceae.
CUAAAUUCUAGUCCCCGUCUAAAAAACUUCCCAUGAAGCUCUUCAAAAAGGGGAAAUAAUUCCGCAAUAACCACUAAAAAAAUAAGUAUCCAAAAAACUGCUAAAAAAAACAAACAAACAAAUAAACAAACGAGCCCUUAUUGCAUCAUUAUCAUUGUAAAUUCGCCUCAAGGAGAACCAGUCAAGUACAGACCCAACAGCGUCGUAGAGUGUGUCUUGUAUUUGAAUCGGAUUUAGCUGGGAAGAACAUAAGCCGAGGAAUUGAAGGAAAGUGAAAAUAACGGAACGAAAUUGCAUAACAUUCAAAUGCGUUAACUAGUGGUAAAGUAAUAUUUUAUUGGGGAGAAACACCUGGCAAAGAGUUGUUAAAUUGUCGCUGGUUGCAUUAAAAUAAGAAUAUAUAUCAGGAAAAACCUACCCCUCUUUAAAAUUAGGGAUCCUCUCAAGGAAUUUGUAGAUUGGAAAAAGAGAUGGCAGAAGUGGUGGUGAACAUGGUGUUGGAGAGCUUGGCGCAAUUAUUAAUCGAAAAGGUGGAGCUGAUAAAAGGUGUAGGGGACGACUUCAAACUUCUAGUAGAGGACGACUGCAAACUUCUUUCGGAAGAAAUUAAACGGCUGAAAGCCUUCUUAGACGAUGCUGCGAAAUACCACAGUGACAGUGAGAGCAAAGAGUGGGAUCAGUUGAAGAAGGAGGCUCAGAAAAUGCUAUAUAUAGCUGAGGAUCUCGUUGAUAAGAGCCAGGUUCAAUUGAGGCCGCACAGAGAAAAGAAUAAACUGCUAAGGAAGUUGGGUGUCGGCAAUAGUGGUACGCUCAGGGCUCUUGCAGUUGAGACUAAAAGCAUCCUGGAGAAGGUGAAGCAACUUCGCCUACGAGCCUUCCAGCCCAAACCACUGCAGGAAUCAUUAGAACCCGCUGAAGUCAUUCCUGAUCCGGUAAGCGUUCUGCAAAGGAUGGAAAAUGAGUAUGAUUUGCCUGGAUACCACAAGAAAAACAUAAAGUUGAUGAAGACUGAGCUAUGGUUUCUGGGUACAUUUUUCCUCUUGGGGAGUGGAGACCUGCAAAUAAAGAUCAAAAGUGUUCUGAAAUUUGCAGAAGAUGUCUUCGGCUCUGACUCUAAAUUUGACUACUUUGGUGUGCUAGAAACCAUUGAGUCUGUCAGAACGGAACUCGAAUCCAUUGACGAUCUCGGGUACAAUCUCCCAGACGAGUGUGGUAUUUAUUUUGAAACUACAGCUCCAGCUGUUACUGCGACUCCCCUGACUCUCGAACCUGUGGUGGAAUACAUAGACAACGUUGUAAAGAAUGCCAAGGAUCUGGUAAUUGUUCGUCUCGACAAGAAGCCGUCUGUUGUGUCUAAUGAGGCACAGAGCAGCACAUAUGCUUCUGCAAAGGCUAAAGUAGAAUUGGUGGAAAAGGAGUUGAGCGCACUCAGGAACUUUGUGUGCUUUCUCGGAAAGAUAUGCAGUUCAGAACAACAAGACUGCUGGCAGACUUUGUUGUGUCAUGCUGAUUAUGUGGCUACCUGCACAGCAAUUACAUUCUAUAUCAGUAUGGGAUGUAGCCUUCCUGAUAAACUGGAGGAAAUGAUUCAGCAUAUUAAGCCACGCGUCCGAGUCUUCUACACAGAUGUCCUGAGAUAUUUAAAGUUAUCAGGCACUCUCGUCGUCAUGCCCCCAAUUGAAUUUGCUGAUGGAUUCAUGCAGUCUCUUCAGCAAAUAUCCAUGGAGUUAACAGAGUCUUCUUCCUUGACUGUACAUCAAAAAGAAUCCGUUGCAGAACAACUUAACUCGUUGAGAAUCUUUCUGAAUGAGUUACCGUUGAUUAACGACAUUCAGGAUGAGAUGAAGAUGCAUUUCUUCAAACGGCUUUCGAGGGUGGUCAUUGAUGCUGCACUUGUUGUCUACUCAUCGGGUGAUAGCAACAAGGAAGAUUGGCAUCAAGAGUUACUACUUGUCUUAGAAACGAUUCGGUCUGUCAAAAUAAAGAUUUAUCAAAAGAUUCGAGAGUGGGUAACGUCCCAUUUGCCUAAGAAUGAUAAAUUGGCCUUUUCCAAUCAGCUUCUCAGCUUCAAGGAGUUCCUUUCUGUCCAUUCUGAUUCCCUUGCUUCUGUGAAGAAUCAACUCGAAGUAGUCCAUGAGGAGCUUACAUUUUUCGAACCUUCCGUCAAGAGUGUAGCAGAACAAGGCAAUAACAAGCUGUGUAAUGAACUUGAAAAUCUUGUUGGAAGAGUCGUUGAUAAGGCUUUUGAGGCAGAGUACAUACUUGAUUCAUUUGCGAUUAGAGAUGCACCUCUUACUUUUCUUACCAUGUGGCUCUCGGAAAUCAUAAAGGAGAUUAAGCUCAUUAAGACAGAGUUAACCAAAUCCAAGGAAAAGAAUAUGACAAGUGCCUCCAAUGCUACCAACGAAGAACUCGUUGGUUUUGGAGAUGUCCGGAAGACUAUAAGAGACCAGCUAGUUGGAGGAUUAAAAGAACUGGAUGUCGUUUCCAUUGUGGGUAUGGCCGGUUCAGGCAAAACGACCCUUGCCCGAAGUUUUAUCAAUGAUGAUAUAAUUGUUUCUCAUUUUGAUUUCCGGGCAGAGUGUCGCGUUUCACAAGAAUACACACGGGAAGACUUGCUACUUUCCAUUUUGAUUUCUUCUAAUUGUAAUGAGCCCACUGAAAUCAGUAAAAGAAGUGCUGAUGAAUUAGCUGAUAGACUACGGAGAAUUCUACUGCCAAAGAGAUACCUCUUAAUCAUUGACGAUGUGUGGGAAGUAAAAGCAUGGGAAGACUUGAAAUUAUGCUUUCCUGAUAAUAGAAAAGGUAGCAGAAUCAUUUUGACCAGCAGACGUAAAGAAGUUGCUGUGCAUGCUAAAUGUGUCACUGAACCCCAUUAUCUUCGGAGUCUGGAAGAGCCAGAAAGUUGGUUGUUAUUACAGAAAAGGGUAUUUGGGCAAGAAAUCUGCCCAGAAGAGUUGAAGGAAGUUGGGCAAAACAUAGCAAAGAAGUGUAAUGGGCUACCACUUUCCAUUGUUAUAGUCGCUGGUCUUCUCGCAAAGAUGGAUAAGACAGAAAGAUGCUGGACGCGGACGGAGUUAUGUUUUGGGGAAACAGUGCAGGAUGGCGCAAAGGAUUUAGUAAAACUAAGUUACGAUGAUUUACCUUACAAACUGAAACACUGCUUUUUGUAUUUCGGAGCAUUUUUAGAGGACAGAGAAAUUUCAGUGUCAAAAUUAACAAGCUUAUGGAUUGCUGAGGCGUUCAUAAAUAAUGAUGAGGAGAAGUGUUUGGAGGAUAUGGCAGAAGAUUACUUGGAGGAUCUUAUUGGAAGAAACCUUGUCAUGGUAACUAAGAGGAGAUCAACCGGGAAGAUUAAAGCAUGUCGUGUGCACGAUCUGAUACUCGACUUCUGCAAGGAGAAAGCUAAGGAAGAUAAUUUUCUUUUGUGGCUGAAAAGAGAUCAAGAUGCCAAUUAUCCACAUUUUUAUUCUGAAAAGCCUGUGCAUCGCCGCUUAUCAUUUUGUUCUAAUCAAGAUGAUCUUUCUCGGUGGAGGCCGUCAUGCUCACACGCUCGUUCUCUGUUAUUCAGGGAGCUUAGCGUUAAUACAUGUUCUUCAAUGGGACAUGCCUCUAUCAUCUUUAGCAACUUCAAGUUUCUCAGGGUGUUGGAUUUGGAGUUUGUUGCUGUGAAAUCUUUUCCCACCGAAAUUAAGCAUCUGAAGUACCUUGCUGUUCAAACUCCUGAGGAUUCUAUUCCAUCAUCCAUAGAGAACCUCUCGAAUCUUCAAACUUUCAUUGUCAAGAGAAACGGUGGACAGGUACUGUUGCCGGAUACUCUUUGGAAGCUGAGAAAGUUGAGAAAUAUAAGCAUUAGUGACAGUGCUUUGUUUGAUUUGCGUGGUGCACAAGAAUCUCUUGAUGGAAGACUCUCAAAACUGGACAAUUUGGCAACACUUUCCUCAAUAUAUGUUUCCAAUGUGGACAACAUGGAGAGGAUAGCAGGAAGAACACCCAAUCUUCGGAAGUUAAGAUGCAUAUUUGCUGAUUCAGGGCGUUGGGGAGAGAAUGAAAAUCGUUUUCCUGUAUUUGACUCAUUAUCUCAACUUGAAACACUAAAGGCGGUCUUCACCAGUAUUCCAGAGAUAGGUCCUUCAAGAUUAAACUCUCCAAUGAAUCUUAAGAAAUUGACAUUAUGCAAAUUUCCUCUGCCGCCUGUUGAGAUUUCUACCAUUGCCAACCUUCUCAACCUUGAGGUACUUAAACUGCAACAAGUCGUCUUCGAGGGGGAUGAAUGGGAAGUUAGAGAUAAUGGGUUCCAUCAGCUAAAAUUCUUGGAACUAGAAAAUCUCAAACUCUCAAAAUGGAUAGUGUCUGAGGAAGCCUUCAGUUGCCUCAAGAAAUUGGUUCUGGAUAGGUGUUUACAUCUCGAAGCAAUCCCUGAUUGUUUUGAGGAACUGGGUCAUUUGCAAUACAUUGAGGUAAAAUCAUGCAGUGAAGACGUUUCCAACUCAGCCAGGAAUAUCAAAGAAACAAGAGUUGAUAACGGGCACAAAUGCGACGUUAAAGUCUUUUCUUAGCUUGAAAUAUUAGGGCUGCAAGUCUGCAACCUUCAGUUCAUUUCCAAUAUGAUUGCAGCUAUUGUUUGUUGUUGCUGGUUGUAGCAGAGGGGUGUUUGCUGCUUUGUCUCUCCACUGUAAUACUUUUGGGGCUUGUUUCACUAGUAGUCUUAUGGUCUUUUCUGAUAAGUUAUGACGUUGCUGGUUGUAGCAGAGGGGUGUUUGCUGCUCUGUCUCUCCUGUAAUACUUUUGGGGCUUGUUUCACUAGUAGUCUUAUGGACUUUUCUGAUAAGUUAUGACUUCAUUUCUUAGUGCACCGGGUUGCCUCUUUUUUUUUUUUUUUUUUUUUUUUUUUUGUUUAUGGAUUGGGGGAACGUUGUUUGAUUUUUUCACGAUAUUUUAUGAUACUUCCUUUUUACAAAUAUGAUGUUAUACUGGGUAUGUUGUUGAUGAUGUUAUGUUUCCUCCUUAAUAUGGAUUGUUAGGAGGUUUGUUAAUCUGUAUCUCAAGAUACUUUUAAUA